Messenger RNA from Abrus precatorius (Indian licorice), 1639 nucleotides. Its product is annotated as peroxisome biogenesis protein 16-like. The coding region runs from base 283 to 1377 and encodes 364 amino acids. Gene Ontology annotation, cellular component: peroxisomal membrane. Gene Ontology annotation, biological process: peroxisome organization. The transcript has 8 exons. NCBI's taxonomy places the organism in Eukaryota, Viridiplantae, Streptophyta, Magnoliopsida, Fabales, Fabaceae. The record is from RefSeq and is a predicted model, not a curated record.
UCAAAACCUUAAAAAUUAUGCAAAUUAUGAAACUGACAAAACUUUGAAGUCCCAAACCUAAGGCUAUACACGGUGUGAUCCAUUUAGGAGAGAAACUCCUGACCCUUUUGGUUUCUACUAUGACUAUGCUCGCAACACAAAUUGGUGAAACUGCAAAAAGCAAAAACAUCUUCGCCACAACCAUCGUGUACUAGGUUUCGUGGUGUCUGGGGUUUUAAUUUUGUUGCCUGAAGCAUUGGUCUCUGUUGUUCAUUUUCUGUAGUUUGUGAAGUAACCCAAGCUAUGGACACUUAUAAGAGAUGGGUCAGGCAGAACAAAGACUUUGUCCACUCCUUGGAGUCUUUGGCUAAUGGGUUGACGUGGCUUCUUCCUGAACGAUUCUCUGACUCAGAGAUUGGACCAGAAGCAGUGACGACCAUUCUGGGGAUUAUCACGGCUAUCAAUGAACAUAUAAUUGAUACAGCCCCUACCCAAGAUGAUAGAGGCUCUGUUGGGCCUUAUUCGUUUCCUUAUUCACUAGGCUUAUCGGCAUUGAAGGAUUUGGAAACAUUAGUUGAAGUUGUGGCACAACAAUACUAUGGCGAUGAUAAGAAAUGGAGUUUCCUUGCUGUUACUGAAGCUACAAAGAUACUGGUUCGGUUAUCUUUGUUUCGGAAGAGUGGAUAUAAGAUGCUGCUCUCUGGUGGGGAGACUUGUAAUGAUGAGACAGAUUCAAAUAGCUUGACUUCACAACAUCAAAUAGGAUUAAAUCAUGGUAGGAAUCAAGGCUCCAGUUUCAUGAAAAACAAUCCCGGUCUUGACCCAUGGAAUCUGGAAGGAAGAGCAUUGUCUGCUUUGAGUAAAUUUGGAGAGAAUGCCAGGAUUGUGUCGACACCAGUGUGGUUGCAGAGUGUUCAACACCAACAAGCAAUGAUGGAGCCUCCAGCAAAGAAGCCAACAACACUCUUCAGCAUAUUCUCUGAAAAGGGUCUUAGCGGGGCGCUGUUUUUUGUUGGAGAAGCACUAUUUAUUACAAGACCUCUCAUUUAUGUUUUAUUUAUUCGAAAAUAUGGUGUUCGGUCAUGGAUCCCUUGGUUCCUUUCACUGGCUAUUGACUGCAUAGGGAUGAGUAUUCUAUCCAUAGUUACAUCAGUGGCUGGUGGAAAGGAGCAAAUGUUACAUCUUUCUGCCCCAGAAAAGGAUGAGGUUAAAAGAAGGAAGCUGUUGUUUGUACUAUACCUAAUGAGAGAUCCUUUUUUCAGCAAAUAUACCAGGCACAGACUUGAAAGUGCUGAGAAAGUUUUGGAACCAAUUCCUUUCAUAGGAUUUCUUACUGCAAAAGCUGUUGAACUAACGAUUGGAGCUCAAACAAGAUACACUUACAUGUCAGGAUCAUAAUAUAACAUUAAAUUGAAUGCUUCACUACCCUCCAAGAUUCUGGGAAGAUAUUCUGUGCGUUCUUGUGCUUCCACAGUGUCUUGUUUCAGAUACCUUAAAUUUCAAGAAGUCAAAGUUGCUACUAUUUUGAUUAACAAGAAGGCAGCAACACUUGAACAAUAAUUCAAAUUGGGAUAUUCUUUAAGAUGUUCUCUUAUACUACACAUUUGGGGUGGCUGGGAUUGAUACAGUUUUUCUGAGCAUUUAUUGGCAACUUAAAUUU